ACAGUCUUUCUGUAGCAUAGGAACCAGCUCAAGCAUUCGGCUCUCAGGCUGCUCCCUUGAGCUGCGUCCUAGCCACCAUGCAGCAUGCCCAAGAGGAUCCAACUGCACCCGCAGAAGAAGAUGAUGCCUUUGGGGAAGGAAUAUCUUCCAGGCUCCCGGAAAUCAUGUCAAUAGGAUCACAUUCAUUCUCUCCAGGAGGUCCUAAUGGGAUUAUUAGGAGCCAAUCCUUUGCUGGCUUCAGCGGUCUUCAAGAAAGACGCUCCAGGUGCAACUCUUUUAUUGAAAAUUCCUCUGCACUCAAGAAGCCCCAAGCAAAGGUGAAGAAAAUGCAUAAUUUGGGCCAUAAGAACAGCACCACACCUAAAGAGCCCCAGCCUAAAAGGAUGGAAGAAGUCUACAGAGCCUUAAAGAAUGGCCUGGAUGAGUAUCUGGAAGUUCACCAGACAGAGCUGGAUAAGUUGACUUCUCAGCUAAAAGACAUGAAAAGAAACUCACGCCUGGGAGUCCUGUAUGAUUUAGAUAAGCAAAUCAAAGCGGUUGAAAGAUACAUGAGAAGGCUGGAGUUCCACAUUAGCAAGGUGGAUGAGCUUUAUGAAGCAUAUUGUAUCCAAAGACGUCUCUGUGAUGGUGCCAGCAAAAUGAAGCAAGCCUUUGCAAUGUCUCCUGCCAGCAAAGCAGCUCGAGAGAGUUUAACAGAAAUCAAUAGGAGUUACAAAGAGUACACAGAGAACAUGUGUACCAUAGAAGCAGAGCUGGAAAACCUAUUGGGGGAGUUUUGCAUCAAGAUGAAAGGUCUGGCCGGCUUUGCUCGUCUGUGUCCAGGAGAUCAAUAUGAGAUUUUUAUGCGUUAUGGUCGCCAGCGAUGGAAACUGAAAGGCAAAAUAGAGGUGAAUGGUAAGCAAAGCUGGGAUGGAGAAGAAAUGGUUUUCCUCCCUCUCAUCGUUGGACUGAUCUCCAUUAAGGUCACAGAAGUUAAAGGACUUGCUACUCACAUCCUUGUGGGAAGUGUUACUUGUGAAACAAAAGACCUGUUUGCAGCUCGCCCUCAGGUGGUUGCAGUAGACAUUAACGACCUUGGCACAAUAAAGCUGAACCUUGAAAUCACCUGGUACCCAUUUGAUGUUGAAGACUUGACCCCCUCCACAGGAAAUGUGAGUAAGGCAUCUGCUCUCCAAAGAAGAAUGUCUAUGUACAGCCAAGGCACUCCAGAAACGCCAACCUUCAAGGACCACUCAUUCUUUUCAAAUUUGCCAGAUGAUGUCUUUGAAAAUGGAACAGCAACCACUGAGAAGCGGCCUCUUUCUUUCACUUUUGGCGACCUGCCUUAUGAAGACCACGCAUCCCCUGCCAAUUCAGCAGACUCCUCUUCUGCCCAUGUCAGUUCCAGCCCCAAUAUCAUGGCUACCCCUGCCCAACACCCAGCUCUCAAGUCCUCCAAAAGCUCAAGCCUGGACUGUAGCAGCACUGACUCCUGCAGAGACUCAGUCUCUGAGCCUAAGGACCUGAUGUCCCAGGUAGAGGGAGCAGUGAUUGAGAACAAGGCAACUCCAAGGGCAGCUUCUGAAGAUUGCCAAAAACCCUCCAAUGCCGAGAGUGAUCAUGUCUUCAUAGAAACAAGUGUCCCGGUGUCUCUCCUGCAGGACACAGAUGAAGGUUCAGAGCUAAAACCGGUGGAACUGGAUACCUAUGAGGGCAACAUCACAAAGCAGCUGGUGAAAAGGCUUACGUCAGCAGAGGCACCCAUGACCCCAGAGAGGCUGCCGUGUGAGGGAUCGAUAAGUGGGGAAUCAGAAGGAUAUAAGUCUUAUCUCGAUGGAAGUAUAGAAGAAGCCUUUCAAGGGCUUCUCUUAGCUCUGGAGCCACAUAAAGAGCAGUAUAAAGAGUUUCAGGACCUGGACCAAGAAGUGAUGCAUCUGGAUGACAUCCUAAAAUGCAAGCCAGCAGUAAACCGAAGCAGGUCCUCCAGUUUAAGUCUAACAGUUGAAAGUGCUUUAGAAAGCUUUGAUUUCCUGAACACCUCUGACUUUGAUGAUGAGGAUGGUGGUGGUGAGGAGGUUUGUAAUGGUGGAGGAGUUGCAGACUCAGUAUUUUCAGAUACUGAGAUUGAGAAGAAUAGUUACAGGCCAGAGCACCCCGAAGCCAGAGGCCACCUCAGUGAAGCUCUCACCGAAGACACGGGUGUUGGCACCAGUGUUGCUGGCAGUCCUCUUCCACUGACCACAGGAAAUGACAGCCUUGAUAUAACUAUAGUUAAGCACUUGCAAUAUUGUACACAGCUCAUUCAGCAAAUUGUGUUCUCCAAUAAAACACCAUUUGUAGCAAGAGACCUCCUGGAUAAACUAUCUAGGCAGAUCCUAGUGAUGGAGAAUAUUGCAGAGAUCAGCACUGAGAACUUGGGAAACCUCACCUCCCUUACUGAUGCAAUUCCAGAGUUUCACAAGAAGCUGUCAUUACUGGCUUUCUGGACAAAAUGUACUGGUCCUUCAGGAGUGUAUCAUACAUCUGCAGACAAGAUGAUGAAGCAGCUGGAUAUCAGUUUUGCCACCACUGUGAAUGAAGAAUGUCCAGGGCUUGCAGAAACAGUCUUCAGAAUUCUGGUGUCUCAGAUCCUGGACCGAACAGAGCCCGUCCUCUACUCCAGUAUGUCCUCAGAAAUCAUAACAGUCUUUCAGUAUUACAACUAUUUUGCCAGCCAUAGUGUUAAUGACCUUGGAAGCUAUUUGCUGCAGCUUGCAAAAGAAGCCUCUGUGGUUCAGAUGCUGCAGUCAGUGAAAGAUGGGAAACUGCAGCAGAACAUGGCCAAAAUAAAUUCUAAUAACCUUCCACCACAACAAGAAGUAUUGAGAGCUCUGGCUUUACUUCUGACCGAAAAUAAAAAUGAAGUCAGUGAGACUGUGGCAUCACUUUUGACAGCUACAGCAGAAAACAGGCACUUCAGGGAGAAGGCCUUGAUUUACUACUGUGAAGCACUUACCCAGCCCAACCUCCAGCUGCAGAAAGCAGCUUGCCUGGCUCUGAGAUACCUCAAAGCUACUGAGAGUAUUAAAAUGCUAGUCACGCUCUGCCAGUGUGACAAUGAAGAAAUCAGGAAAGUGGCAUCUGAAACCCUGCUCUCACUUGGUGAAGACGGGAGACUGGCAUAUGAACAGCUGGACAGAUUCCCUCGGGAAUUUGUUAAAGUUGGAAGUCGCCGUGGAAUGGAAGCUGCCACAGCUUUUUAGAUGGAAAAGAACCUGCCUAAAAUUUAAGUCAUUAAACUAGGACAGAGCUGUAAUUAAGUAUGGGAAGUAGAAGGAAGACUUGGAAGAAUUCUAUGAGAAUGUCCUGAAAUGUAGCAAUUUACGGACCUUUUAAGGAAAAGCAAAAUGUAAGAUCCAGCUAUAGAGUUCCUUUUGGCUCCUCUAUGCAGCUUAUGAUGGAAUAGUUGGAUGCUGGGGAACAAUAAUUUCUUGACUGAUCCAUAAUAAAUAAUGUAUUUGCAGUUAUUCAGCCUCAGCAAACUUCUCUGAGUUUUUAAAACCUGGCAUCUUCAUAUAUUUUACAGAAUAUUAUAUUUGCUUCUUUUAAGUUGUUGUGAAAGCUUGAAAUAUGUGAUGCUGUAUCUAAAAAGGACAAGUAGGAGGCCACCUGAGCAGAACUACAAAGAAGCUUUCUCUUCAACUAUGAGCUAAGUGUCUGCUGCCUCAUGGUGUCCCCAGCAACACUCCAGGAGCACAGAACACCACUUGGCUUUCUCAGUUUUGUCUCAAUAAUGAAAUAUAAAACAAGUUUCCUCAAGUUUUGCCUCCAGAAACGGCAUUAUGUAAACCCUGGGAGGUGUCACUUUAGUGACUCAUUCUAAAUGCCUUUGCUGGUCUUUUAUUUCCUUUCUCUUGCCCUCCAACAAUGAAACAUCAUUAAUCCAGGGAUUUGCUAGGGGUAUCAAGCAAUCAUGUAGGUUUGGAUAAACUAAACCAAAAGGUAAAGAGCUUUUUUUUUUUUCCACCCCCUUCAGGAAGAAAAAGUGAGUACAACUAAUUGCACAAGUCCCCAAAGCCAUUUUGUUCUGCAGGUUGCAAGCAGGAUUGGAUUUCAUGCACUCUAAUUAGUGCAUGAUAGCUUCUAUAAAGUGAUUUCAAUAUAAAGAAUUAGAACAAACUAAAGUGGACCUUUGAGGCAGUAAUAAACAGAGUAUGAGGUGAAUGCAUUCUCUUCCCUCACUGCAAAAAUGAAAGACAGUGCUUCAAGCUGUUGAUUAUGAGCCUUAAGUUAACAGAGAAAGAGAUGAAUAGAAUUUAACAGAAGAGUGUUCCUGUACUGUGUUCAUUAUGCAUGAAAUGCUAUUUAGAUGUCAAUUAAAGUAUCCAGAUUUGCAUAAUUAUAUAAAAAAAGAUUGCAAACAACUCACGUCAAAAAGAAGCCUUAUGCGCCAAACACAUUUGGCAGGCAGGAUUUUUGUUUUGUUUCAGGUUUUUUACUGUGAAUGUUACAGUGUACAUAUCUGUAUAUUUAUAAAAAUAUAUAUUCUUCCUUUAAUUAAAAAAGUACAUUUGUACAGUUCAAAAUGGUUACUUGUUUACUGAAGGGUACAGACUCUUUUUACAGAAGGUGAAAUAACCAUGUUAUGGUUUUUAUAACACAUCUGUCCCAUGAGCUGAAUUCUCCAAGGUGUUCUUUUGUACUGACUUCUGCUAUUUUUUUUUUGCCUUUAGUUUUGUGAUAUUUGUACUCACCAUAUUUCCUAUCACAUUUAAGUUAUAAUAAAGAUUAUUUUUUAAUUACUAA
Messenger RNA from Dromaius novaehollandiae (emu), 4764 nucleotides. RefSeq names its product RHO family interacting cell polarization regulator 2 (gene RIPOR2). The transcript has 22 exons. Bases 78 to 3221 code for a protein of 1047 amino acids. The record is from RefSeq and is a predicted model, not a curated record. NCBI's taxonomy places the organism in Eukaryota, Metazoa, Chordata, Aves, Casuariiformes, Dromaiidae.